CUUUAUUCCUUCCUUGUCUGGUUGUGGUGCCGGUUCAGCUUUUUAUGAAUUUUUUUGUAUCUUGGGAAUUAUAAAUUUUAAAUCUAGUUUAAUAAAACAAAAUAGGAAGCAAGUUGAAGUAGAGAGUAAAAUAUGUACGAGGUUUAGAGACACCAAUGCAAAUUUGUGACUUUUAAAUUCUGUUAAACAGGAUCACCCCGUCCUUGCGAUCAAUUACAUUUAAUAUGUCGAGAUCACAACAUCCCGAUAAGGGGGGGCCUUCGUCGUCUUCGUCAUCCUCAUCAAAAAAGAAGGGGGCGAGUUCCCAAGAAAGCAAGAAAGUGGAGCCCCCAAAAAAGAAGGAGGUGAGUUCCCAAGAAAGCAAGAAAGUAGAGCCCCAAAAAAAGGAGGGGGCGAGUUCCCAAGAAAGCAAGAAAGUCGAGCCCCCAAAAAAGGAGGGGGCGAGUUCCCAAGAAAGUAAAAAAGUUGAGCCCCAAAAAAAGAAGGAGGUGAGUUCCCAAGAAAGCAAGAAAGUAGAGCCCCAAAAAAAGGAGGGGGCGAGUUCCCAAGAAAGCAAGAAAGUAGAGCCCCAAAAAAAGGAGGGGGCGAGUUCCCAAGAAAGUAAAAAAGUUGAGCCCCAAAAAAAGAAGGAGGUGAGUUCCCAAGAAAGCAAGAAAGUAGAGCCCCAAAAAAAGGAGGGGGCGAGUUCCCAAGAAAGCAAGAAAGUAGAGCCCCAAAAAAAGGAGGGGGCGAGUUCCCAAGAAAGCAAGAAAAUGGAGCCCCCAAAAAAUGAAGGGGCGAGUUGUUCCCAAGAAAGCAAAAAAGUGGAGCCCCCAAAAAAGAAGGAGACAAGUUCCCAAGAAAGCAAGCCAGUGGAGCCCCCAAAAAAUGAAGGGGCGAGUUUUCAAGAAACCAAGAAAGUGGAGCCCCCAAGAAAUGAAGGGGCGAGUUCCCAAGAAAGCAAGAAAGUGGAGCCCCCAAGAAAUGAAGGGGCGAGUUCCCAAGAAAGCAAGAAAGUGGAGCCCCCAAAAAAUGAGUUCACCUUGCCGAAAAUGGAGGAAGAAUUGGACCUCCUUGACUACGUUCUCCGAGCCAUCGGUGUCCUCCAAGCUAUCCAACAUAUCGGAAAUGUCCGCUUCCUUCAGACAAAUCAGGAUGCGUACAAUAAUAAAAUCGACGUUCUUCUCAACCUUGAACCAAUAGGAAGCAGGAUAGUAAAAUAUUCAGAUCUGCCAAAAAAACUUUGGGAGGAUUAUCGUAUCGUGAAAAUCUACACUGACGAUUUCAUUUCUCUCGGCGGCAGCACCAACCCGCUCAUCCCAUUGCCCCCUCCGGAAAAGUGGAAAGCGGUGAAAAUAUACGACACUAUCCGAACCAUGUGGUCAUUCAUGCAGGUGUGGAAUUUAAAGGACGAAGCGAGGCAGGACUACCAAGCUUCGUCGUUCCUUGACCUUCCAAUUAUGAGUACCGAACUGAGGGAGGCCGUUUAUUGGGUGCUGACCUUCAUCGAUAAGUCGAGAUCACUUAUUGCCGGGAUUUUAGAAAGUGCGGCUGCCCUGGAGAAGGCGGGCGUCAAAUAUUGGGUGCUUCCCAACAGGCAAAGGGUUCCGGUCGGAUCUCUGCGAGCCACAAUUUUUGAAACGGUUCCAUCCUACGUGUUCAGCGUUUCUAUGCAAAUUUAUAAUGAUAAGGAAAAAUUCGACAAAGCAAAGGGUAUGCCUUACAUGGGGGUUGGUGGCGUGGUGAGAAGGAAUCACGUGGCUACUCUGGUGAAUACAAAAGAAAAGGGAAAGCAAUUGGUGAUUCGUCACCACGUCCUCUCCGCCCUACUGCCGGACGGCUCGGCGUACAUUGUGGAUCCGACGGGGAGGAUGUUUGGGUACAGGGGAUCUGGUGGGAGUCUCAUCAUUCACGGGAGUGAGGAAUAUUACAGGACAUGUUUUCCUGGCAAGGUGACUGAUGAACCAAUGGAGCUCAUGGGAGUUAAGAAAUACAUGAGGAGGUUUAGAGAUGAACCUGAUGCUGCAUUUAUCCCCGAGUUGAAACGUUACCUCGUGAAGUGGAUAGAUAAGUCAGUCUGCUCCUAUUGCGGACUAAUUGGUGAUAUUCAUCCAAUCGAGAUCACGCUUUGUAAUGACGGGGCGCAACCACACCUGAAGGUGGAAAGCACGAUUUGCGAUGUUGAGGGUUGUGGUGGUUGCGGGCUGGUCGGUUAUUGCUGUAAUUAUUGUCAAAAUACGGACUGGCCGCGACACAAGUCGAAGUGUACUAAACCGUGGCCACCAGAAGGGGGACCGCCACCGCGGGGGGGACCACUGCUACCCAGAGGGCAACAACCGCCACCGGAAGGGGAACAACCGCCACCGCAAGGGGAAAAACCGCAACCGGAAGGGGAACAGCCCCCACCGCAAGGGGAACAACCGCCACCGAAAGGGGAACAACCCCCACCUCAAGGGGAACAAACGCCACCGCAAGAGGAACAACCCCCACCUCAAGGGGAACAAACGCCAACCCGAGGGAAACAAACGCCGUCCCGAGGGCAACAAACGCCAUCCCGAGGGAAACAAACGCCGUCCCGAGGGCAACAAACGCCAUCCCGAGGGAAACAAACGCCAUCCCGAGGGCAACAAACGCCAUCCCGAGGGAAACAAACGCCAUCCCGAGGGAAACAAACGCCACCCCGAGGGAAAUGACCGCCACCGCGAUUGAAUUGAAUCUGGGAACUCUCUUUGUUCAACUUUUUUUAAGAAGUGUGGAUUUUUAAUCGAAUCUCUAAAUAAUUGCAUUGAUUUUAUAAUGAUUAUCCUAUUAGGGGUAAUUUAUUUUUCUGUAUGGAUUUAGCGAACUGCAACAAUGUGGUUUUUUAAUUGAGUAUAAGUGUAAUUAUUUUUAUAAUGAUUUUCAUAAUGUGUACGAACGAAUAAUUUAUUUUUGUGUAUUUUAUCGAAUUGCAAAAUGUGGAUUUUAACUUGACUUAAUUGAUUUUACUGCUGGUAUUUAUAAUGAUUUUCCUUCUUGUGUAUGAGUAAUUUACUGUUCUGUACGCAUUUUUAGCGUAUUGCUCAUGCGUGUAAAAUAAGUAUUUUCUACUGUGAUUUGUAUUGAAUUGCCUUAAAUUAAUAAAUUGUGUUGGCAUGUACAUAUAUCCAGUUCGUGUGUCCAAAUUAAUAAACAGCUUCGUCAUUCAAAAA
Messenger RNA from Folsomia candida, 3170 nucleotides. RefSeq lists its product as uncharacterized. NCBI's taxonomy places the organism in Eukaryota, Metazoa, Arthropoda, Collembola, Entomobryomorpha, Isotomidae. The record is from RefSeq and is a predicted model, not a curated record. The transcript is spliced from 5 exons. The coding region runs from base 225 to 2672 and encodes 815 amino acids.